AUGAUCGAAGACGACAUCUACAGAGCCUCAACACAAUACCGUUAUUGGUCAUACACCAAAGAAUCUUUGGCUCGGAUAAGGGAAGAGACCAACAAACUUGCCUCUCAGAGGGUGAAAGCUGCGUUUCGACGCGUACAUGCCGCUAACAGAUCAUCUCAAAAUGGAGACAAUCAAAACGGUGGUAUUGAGAACAGCGAUGGACCCGAUGCUGCCCCCGUCGAGAUCGAGACUUUGACGGUACAUGAGGAGUUGAAGAUUGUGGAAUGGCACUGUUCUAAAAUCAUGGAUAUGGGUGAAGCCAUGAAUCCAAGGAUACCUUCGCAUAUAGUGGCCACGGCAAUCCAAUAUCUCCGCCGUUUCUACCUCACCAACUCUCCGAUGACUUACCACCCAAAACAAAUCAUGAUGUGCGCGCUAUAUCUCGCCACCAAGGCUGACCACUUCUACAUCUCCCUCUCACGCUUUGUCGCUGAAUUCGACAAUGUCAGCGAAGACGAUGUAAAAGCCCCCGAAUUCUUACUCUUGCAAGGCUUAAGGUUUACGUUGGACGUACGGCAUCCAAUGAAGGGUCUUCAGGGAGGACAUGUGGAAAUGAACGUUUUAGCAGAGGAAGGUCGGUUAGGAAGCAGCAUCACCAAGGCCAAUGGGAGUGACAAAAGGGUCGGCAUCGCCGCGGACAGAGCGAAGAAACUCCUCGCUACAGCGGCCCAAAUGACAGACGCCUAUUUCCUGUAUACACCCAGCCAGAUCUGGCUCGCUGCUGUCAUGGUCGCUGAUCGAGAGCUCGUGGAGGCGUAUGUCAGUGCGAAACUCGACGCACUGCCACUGGCGGCGAACGACGCGGAAGCAGCUGCCGCGAAUUUUAAAAAGAAGUUGAUGGCUACGCUCUCCUCUUGCGCCGCCCUUCUCGAGUCUCAUCGAAGUCCCGAAGACGACGCCGCACAGCGCAAGGAGAUGAGGCGAAUCGGCAAGAAAUUGACGGUAUGUCAAAACCCGGAGAAAAUGGACAUCGUGGCGGUAGCGAGGGCCAAGGCAGCGGAGAAGAGGGAAGGCGGUGAGGGAUCAGAUGCAGAAAAAGCGCUCAAGAAGCGCAAGUUGGAGAGGGAAAGGCUGGAAAGGGAUGGAGAUGUGUUUGGGCCGGAAUUAAGGGAUGUUAAGACUUGA
Molecule: messenger RNA, 1164 nt
Organism: Cladophialophora psammophila CBS 110553
Lineage: Eukaryota; Fungi; Ascomycota; Eurotiomycetes; Chaetothyriales; Herpotrichiellaceae
Exons: 2
Coding region: 1-1164 (387 amino acids)
Biological process (GO): regulation of cyclin-dependent protein serine/threonine kinase activity; regulation of transcription by RNA polymerase II
Cellular component (GO): nucleus; transcription factor TFIIK complex
Molecular function (GO): cyclin-dependent protein serine/threonine kinase regulator activity
Source: RefSeq, a predicted model, not a curated record